This is a messenger RNA of Radiomyces spectabilis, 1860 nucleotides long. Its product is annotated as P-loop containing nucleoside triphosphate hydrolase protein. Gene Ontology annotation, molecular function: ATP binding; nucleic acid binding. The coding region runs from base 1 to 1860 and encodes 619 amino acids. Lineage: Eukaryota; Fungi; Mucoromycota; Mucoromycetes; Mucorales; Radiomycetaceae. The transcript is spliced from 3 exons. The record is from RefSeq and is a predicted model, not a curated record.
AUGUCGAGAUCGCCGUCUCUCAAAAGAGAUCAUGACUCGAUUUUCGUAAACAAAUUGUAUCCGGCCAAGUCUGCUCGUUUGGCUACUGAUUCUUCUUCAGUUGGACCAUCGUCUUCUUAUUGUGCCUCUUCGAUCAUUCCUGGAUCACACACGUCGGCCGAUGUCCCCACCGUCCAGCAACCUACGUCCCAUUUAGUAAAGACCGAUCCCACCAACUUUGAGCAGAGCGAUAGUAAUGACAGUGAACCUAUUAUUGCUUGGUCUGCUGAUCAACGGCUGGUGAAUCCGAACCAAGACGAGCCAGAGUGUAUUAUCUGCGGAAAAUACGGAGAAUACAUCAAUGAUGAUACAGAGAAUGAUGUCUGCAGCUUGGAAUGCAAGCGGAUCGAUACCAGCAAGUACGGGAACAAGAGAUCGAUAUCUGCAAAGAAAGCAUCCCACAAGGACAUCGAUAACAUCGUCACGCAUCCCUCAAUUGCUGAUAAUAUACACGCCAAACUCACAAAUUAUACCGAAUCCAACGAUAUCAGUACCAUGCCAUCAUCACAAGUGGAAGCGAUGCGUAAAGCGCAUGAUAUUGUCGUCAAAGGCGCGUCGAUUCCAAAGCCAAUCGCAACCUUCACUCAAUGCCAGAAUACCCUUGGUUCCACACUGCUUCACAACUUGGAGUCAAUGGGGUGGUCCAUGGCCACCGGCAUUCAAAGGCAAGCUGUACCGGCGGGCCUAUGCGGACGCGAUAUUUAUGCCAUUGCCCCUACCAAUUCCGGGAAAACAGGGGCCUUCUUGAUCCCCAUCGUUGCUCACUGUCAAAGUUUGGCAGAAUUUUAUCGAUAUAAACGACGAUCAGGACCCUUUGCACUGAUUUUGGCCCCCACGCGAGAAUUGUGUCAGCAAAUUGAAGAAACCGCAAAACAGCUUAUCCAAGGCAUAGCCAAUACUCGAACCGCGCUCCUCAUUGGUGGUCAGCCCCUACCCAACCAGCUGUAUCGACUCAAACGCGGCAGUCAAAUUCUGAUUGGCACGCCGGGACGAGUCGUCGAUAUCAUCACCUAUCAUGCGCACAUCCUUCGACCGUGGAAGUUGCAAAUGGUGGUGGUCGAUGAAGCCGAUGCCAUGUUCAGCUUGGGUUUUCAUCACCAAAUCCGACAGAUAUUCGGCAAGUUGAACGAUAACACCCUCCGUCAAACCAGUUUUUUCUCUGCUACCAAUAGCAACCAACAGGAGAUGGAAAAAUUAUCCCGAAAGCUGAUCUCUCCCAUCACCAUUUUAGUGGAGCAGCCCUCAGGAAAGCCCGGAAAGCCUCUGGCUGAGCCUACGAGCAUGGUGCGCCAAACCAUUUUGUGGGUAGAAAAUUCCAGCAAAGCGAAACGACUAUUAUCGAUUUUGAACGACCCGAAAUACUUCGCUCCACCGGUUUUGAUCUUUGUCGACAGUCGCCUUGGAGCCGAAUUCCUCAGUCGAACGAUCGCCAAACGCAACAAAGUGCUUCGAGUGGUAGCGAUGCAUGCAGAUAAACCACAGGCGGAGCGAGCGUCGAUCGUCGCUGGUAUCAACGAUCAAGAGCCCCAAUGGGAUGUUAUCGUAUCCACGGAUAUUCUCGCUCGCGGGUUGGAUCUGCCCUGUGUCCGUCUCGUCAUCAAUUACGAUAUGGCUCCCACGGUGGAAGAUUACGUACAUCGCAUCGGCCGUGCCGUGAUCCAUGGACCCUUAGCAAAACACCAUCAACACCAACGCGGUCGAGCCAUUACUUUUAUCAAUAACGAACAUAAACAUUUAUUCGAACCAUUUACCAGAAUGCUAUCUAAUCGAUCGCUCGCGGGAGUAACUCCUUUGCCUGUGCAACUGAAGCGGUUCUUGUGA